AUGUGUAUGUCUUUCACCGUAUUCAUGUGCUCUGUGUUGUAAUAUGUCUUUCUCCGUUUCAUAUACCAUCUCUAAUAGGGAUGAUCUUUCCAUGACCAGGAUUUCUGGAAAAACUGAGCACUAUUAGUGCAUACUUUCUGCUAUUGUACUAUUAGUGCAUACUUAGAAGGAAUCAAACCCAAGAAAACAGAACUUUGACAAAAACGGAAAAAAAAGGAAAAAGCAGAGACUUGUUUACAGGACUCAUUGCAAUGCAGUAUCUCUGCCCGUAUCCUGGUAAUUAUGUGCUGUACUUUCAGGUCUGGACUUUUGUUUCCUGUGCUGUGUUUGUUUCUCUAAAGCGAAAAGAAGAAGAAAAGGAAACAAGAAAACUCUCUUUUUCGUUGGACUUGAGUGUAUUCUACAUCAAAUUGCUCUUGAGCCCAGAGAAUCUUUGUAAGCUCUCUCUUUCAAAAUGGAAGCCAAGGUGCCCAGAUUCUUCGAGGUGUUGCCUCCUGGUUUUCAUGCCAGACUGAGGCUUCCACGGAUUAUAUCAAGGAAACUGCGUGAAAAGGAGACACAAAAAGUUUUGUUGAUAACGGUAAAGGGAAACUCUCUGGUCACUAUCCAAAAAUUACAAGAUGGGAGGCUAUGGUUCACCAACGGGUGGUAUGCUUUUGUCCUCAAGCAUGGCCUUACUACUGGAGACUUUAUCACUUUUAAACACAUGGGUAGCUCCAAUUUCAAAGUCACAGUUUAUACCGAGACCUGCUGUGAGAAGGAUUUCAUUGAUGAACCUGAGGCAGAAGUUAAGGCUCAAACAUUGGAGAAAAAUGCCAGCCCAUUGGUAGAGUCUGAAGCUGAAGAAGUGCCUCCCCCGCCUCCUUCUCCUACUCAACACCAUUUUCAUAUGAAUGAUGGUUCAAAUUCUAGGGAGGGACUUAAUUGGAAUCAUCUUUUGGAGGCAUCAACAGAUGAGCUGCCGUUGAGAUCAGCAAUAGUCGGAAAGCUUUCUUAUAAAGUGUUUCUUCCCCCGGCGAUGGCAGGAGGUGCGGAAGGGAUGCUUACGUUCAGUUGGCGGUUCUUAAAGGUCAUGUUUCCCGGUUUUGAGACUCAACUGACUCUGCCGCCCUUGGUUUGUGAAAAACUUAAUGGAGAGAAGUCAUCAAAAGCAACUUUAGUUACUGCAAAGGGUUCAUGGGAUGUGGAUAUAGAAAAUGGUGACCAAGGAAACCUUUGUUUUGGGAAGGGGUGGGAUGCAUUUGUCAUGAACCAUGGAUCAAGAGUGGAAGAUUUUGCAGUAUUUGAAUACAUAGGUGGAAUUGGCUUUAAUGUUUCAUUGUUAGACAAAAGUGGCAUUGAGAAAAAGAUGGAUUCUGUUAAUCCAGGAGAGGAAGAUGAUCAGAAGAUAGAUUCUACUAAACCCAACCCAAUCAAUGAAGAGCGCUUUAAGCUUUUUGCUGUGAAGGUGGAAAGGGAUGAAGACAUUAUCACUUCUCAACUCAAUUCUCGUCUUGCUCCACUUUUGCAAAUAUUGGCUGAGAUGGACAAUGAGGAUUUCACUUCUUAUGAUGGAGAGAAAAGGACCGCCUCCAAUCACUAGCCCAUCUGGUAAUUCAGUUAACAGGGAACUUAUCCCUUUUCAAGUUGAUGAUGUCAAACCAAUUUCCCAAAUAAAACCUCAGAAUAAUGACAUAAAAAGCGGUUCUACAAAGCGGAAAAGGGAGGAUGGUGCGAAAAAAGUGGAUAGUACUAUCCUUUCUUAAACCUGGAUUUCAGCCUAUCCUCCCUUUUAAUGUCCACUUUUUUCGCACUGUCCUCCCUUUUCCGCUUUGUAGAACCGCUUUUUAUAUUAUUAUUCUGAGGUUUUAAUUGGGAAAUUGGGUUGACAUCAUCUACUUGAAAAGGGAUAAGUUCCCUGUUAAGUGAAUUACCGGAUGGGCUAGUGAUUGGAGGCGGUCCUUUCUCUCCAUCAUAAGAAGUGAAAUCAUCAUUGUCCAUCUCAGCCAAUAUUUGCAAAAGUGGAGCAAGAUGAGAAGUGAUAAUGUCUUCAUCCCUUUCCAGAUUACGGGUACAUAUAAGAUCUCUCUUUCAAAAUGGAACUCAAGGUGCCCAGAUUCUUCAAGGUGUUGAUUCCUGGAUUUCAUGCCAGACUGGUAUUCUUCAAAGUGUUGCUUCCUGGAUUUGAUGCCUGUCUGAGGCUUCCACCUAUAAUGUCAUGGAAGCUGGGCGAAAAGGAAGCAAAAAAAGCUAUGCUAAUAACUAAAAAGGGAACCUCUGCGGUCACUAUCCAGGAAUCGCAAGAUGGGGGGCUGUGGUUCACCAAUGGGUGGCAUGCUUUUGUCCUCAAACAUGGCCUUGUAGCUGGAGAUUUUAUCACUUUUAAAUGCAUGGGUAGCUCUAAUUUCAAAGUCACAGUUUAUACUCUGACCUGCUGUGAGAAGGAUUUCAUUGAUGAACUUGAGACAGAAGAUAAGGCUGAUACGGGGGCGAAUAAUGCCAGACCAUCGGUGAAGUCUGAAGCUGAAGAAGUGCCUCCCCCUCCUCCUACUCAACAUCAUUUCCGUAUGAAUGAUGGUUCAGAGGCCAGGAGGUUCAAUUUCUAUGGGAGGGAGGAAGAUGAUCAGAAGAUACAUUCUGCCAAACUCAACCCAAUCAAUAAAAAACACUUCGAGGUAUCUGCUGUGAAGGUGGAAAGGGAUGAAGACAUCUGCCCCCCUAGACCCCUCCCUAGGUCCUCCACUGAUCACUCAUUAACUCAAUGAUAAUUUCUCUUCCCAAGAUGGAGAGAAAGGACUAUCUCCAAAUACUACUCGAUCUUGCAAUUCAGUUAAUAGGUAAUAAAGUACCUAACAAAGUCUGCAGUUUUCAUUAAUAAUGAAGUCAUACCAUCUCCUUCAUCGAUCUCUUUAUAUGCAUGUCCCUGCAGGAUUUCUUAAUAUGUUUAUCAAAAUGCAAGACUAACUCUGAGAGGGCCAAUGGUUGAGCAAGAAGUCAGCCUUAGGGUUUGCAAGGGAGGGAGCACCAAAUAUGCAGUCAUCACUGAAGAAUUCAAUUGCAACAACCAUGAAGCUUCCUCCAUGUGCAAGCAACAACCAUGAAGCUUCCUCCAUGUGCAAGCAACAACCAUGAAGCUUCAUCCAUGUGCAAGAAUGACAAAGGGAGCUUCCUCAAAGUUUCCUCAUGUUUAAUCCCACCUUCCUCCCACCUUCAUAGUACCUAGUUUUGGUGCUAUAAAUAGAGAGCUUGGAGAGUCUUUUUAUUAUCAAGUAAAUUAGAAUAGAUCAUCAUAGCACAACCAAGAAGAGUUGUGAAUAUCCUUGAGAGAUAUGUGAGGUGUUGUUUUGAGAGUUUUUUAAUUAGAGCUUGUAUGUCUCUUCUUUCUAUUCUUGAAAGUAAUAGAAGUGUUUUUCUCUCAUAUUAGCACGAUCCUGUUAUUCCCAACAAGUGGUAUCAGAGCCUGGCUGAGCUUUUGGUAUUUUUUCCCCAGAAUUUUCGGAUAAAAUUCUACUGUCUGAAAAUUCGUGUUUUUUGGUUUUGCUCGCAAUUGCAAUCUGAAUACACCGUUAGAUUCGUCUCGUCGAGACGAGAAAACUGGUAUUUUUUGGUAAUUUUUAGGCCAACGGAAGCCACCACACGCGCCGCCUACGUGCCGAUGGUGAGGAGCUCGCUGACGUCAUCCCUGACGUCAUUCUGCACGCAUGCCAGAGGUUGAAGACAGCUGACGUCAUCAGCCAGUCAGAGCUGUGUCAGCGACACAUCAGCGCCACGAGUGCACAUCCGCCACAUCAUCAGCUCACUGCCAUCUUCCACCAGCGCCCAGUCAACUGCCACGUCAACGCCCAGUUAGCGCCACGUCAUCUGCCACGUCAUCUGCCACGUCACCGGAAGAAUCACCGUAUCCCUCACUUGUAAAAGGUAAUGCUAACUGCUGAGUCCAUUGUCAUUCUCGGGAAACAUGAAACAUAGUUGUAGGUGGGGCACCAACUAUGACGCCAUUACGAGGAACCGGUCUGAUUAGAAACCAAGGUCUGGACUCUUGUUUCCUCUGCUCUGUUUGUUUCUCUAAAACUAAAAAGAAGAAAAGGAAACAAUAAAACUCUCUUUUUCGUUGGACUUGAGUGUAUUCUACAACAAAUUGCUCUUGAGACCAGAGAAUCUUUGUAAGCUCUCUUUCAAAAUGGAAGCCAAGGUGCCCAGAUUCUUCAAGGUGUUGCCUCCUGGUUUUGAAGCCAGACUGAGGCUUCCACCGAUUAUAUCAAGGAAACUGGGCGAAAAGGAGGCACAAAAAGUUUUGUUGAUAACUGGAAAGGGAACCUCUCUGGUCACAAUCCAGAAGUUACAAGAUGGGAGGCUAUGGUUCACCAACGGGUGGCAAGCUUUUGUCCUCAAACAUGGCCUUACUACUGGAGACUUUAUCACUUUUAAACACAUGGGUAGCUUCAAUUUCAAAGUCACAGUUUAUACCGAUACCUGCUGUGAGAAGGAUUUCAUUGAUGAACCUGAGGCAGAAGUUAAGGCUCAAACGCUGAAGAAAAUAGCCAGCCCAUCAGUGAAGUCUGAAGCUGAAGAAGUGCCUCCCCCGCCUCCUCCUCCUUCUCCUCCUCCUCCUCCUCCUCCUCCUACCCAUCACCAUUUUCAUAUGAAUGAUGGUUCAAAUUCCAGGGAGGGACUCAAUGGGAGAAGGACACGGGGAAAUCCCUACUUUUCCAAAAGCAAAAGGAAAGCUUUUCCUUCCCCGGCCAAUUCCCAAGAGCCUAGCAACAUGGCGUCUGUGAAAUUUGAAGAGGACAGUGUUGAAAUUAGCCCCCCUAUAAAAGUGAAAAAAGAAGAUGAAAGAUUUCCUUUCCAAGUAAAAACACCAGUAAACAUGUUUGCUGCUAAAAAGAAGAGGCGUCGUCGACGUCAAUCCCGAGGACAAGUAGAGGUGCUUGAACUAACGAUGAAGGAAUACAAUAUCCGCUCUCGAUCUCCCUAUUUGCACUUGCCUGUAGAUUAUUGUGUUGCGGCUGGGCUGGACAUGAACUCGAGGUUGAUUCUUAGAGGUCCUUACGGUGAUCAAGGUGUGUCCCUAAGAGUCUGCACUGGUGGCAACACGAGAUACUCGGUGAUCACGAGAGGGUGGCCAGAAUUCAUUGCCACAAACAAUCUGAAAGUUGGGGAUGUUUGCAUUUUCAAACGCCUUGACAUAGGAACCUCUGAUGCAAUUGUAUUAGAUGUUGAAUUUGGCAAUCAGGGACAAUAAAACUGGGGUGAACACUUAGCUCUCUUACCUUGUAAAACAACUUCCCUAUUGAGACUUAUUAUGUGUAAACUAUCCACCUACUGUUUAGUGAUCUAAAAGUGGUUUAACAGGUUAUUAUCAAUAUGUGAGAAGGGUUAA
This is a messenger RNA of Cuscuta europaea, 5362 nucleotides long. The record is from the annotation of a GenBank genome assembly. Lineage: Eukaryota; Viridiplantae; Streptophyta; Magnoliopsida; Solanales; Convolvulaceae.